Messenger RNA from Pelagomonas calceolata, 983 nucleotides. NCBI's taxonomy places the organism in Eukaryota, Pelagophyceae, Pelagomonadales, Pelagomonadaceae. The record is from the annotation of a GenBank genome assembly.
AGCUAGCUUUUCACCAAAGGCUUGCAGCCGCCACUGCUGCUGACUAUAUUGCUAGAUAAAUUAGCCCAAGACAAUCGCCUCAACGCCCUAUCGACGAAUUCGUGCAAAGCCUGCACCGCUAACUGCAGUGCAGCUUUGCAGCCUGCACAAUGCUGCUGCAGCGAGUGGCACGCGCGCAAAUCCGUCGAGCACAGCGCUCAGCUGCUCUCAGCACGACUGCACCGACGCUGCCGCCGAGCUGCGUCUGGCGUCCCUGCCCCCACGACGACCGCAGUCCCAAUGCACCGGUCGUCGUCGUCUUCGGCUUUACGUCGUCAACACAAAAACAGCUCGCGAAGUACGCAAAGGUCUACCAUGCGCUGGGGCUGGACGCCAUCACCUGGGCCUGCCCGCCGCGCGAGGUGCUGCGGCCCGAGCGGUCGCGGGAGACCGCCGCGCGGCUCCUGGACGCGCUCCACGAAGAUACUUUAAUGAAUCGGAAUAUAGUGCUCAACGGCCUGUCCGCGGGCGCCUACUCCGUCGGGAACACGUUGCUAGAACUCGAUGCGCGGGGCGGGCGCGACGCGUUCUACGAUAGAAUAAAAACAGCAGUGUACGACUGCCCCGUGGACUUCGACGGCGUGCCCAAGGGCGUGUCGUCGGCGAUGCUCGGUGAAGGCACGCCUCUCCAAAAGCUGGGUGAAAGCGCCAUCCGACUUUACCUGUCGGCGGUCGAUACCGAGAAGUGGGAGAGCUCGUCGGCCAUGUUCCACGCGAUGCCGCCCGCGCCGCCGUCGCUCUGGAUCUACUCGCUGAACGACGAGAUUUUAGAUAUUCCCUCGAUCGAGAAGAUGAUCGCCAAGUGGCGGGCAAGAGGAGACGACGUGGAGACGUUGGUGCUGGACGAGUCGCCGCACGUGAAGAACCUGCUGACGGCGCCGGACGCCUACUACGACGCGGUGAGGACGCGCGUCGGCGACUUUCGGAGUAACAGUAAUUCUUAG